This is a messenger RNA of Benincasa hispida (wax gourd), 1129 nucleotides long. NCBI's taxonomy places the organism in Eukaryota, Viridiplantae, Streptophyta, Magnoliopsida, Cucurbitales, Cucurbitaceae. The record is from RefSeq and is a predicted model, not a curated record.
CCAUAAUCCCAUUUCCCAAUCAUUAUAUGAGUGGAAAAACAACCAAAUUAUUGUCCACCAUAAAAUGAGAUCACCCAAUUACAAAAUUCCCCACUCCAUGGAAUUACAAUUAACCUCUUCUCUCAAUCCCACAACCCUUAAUUACAUUUCUUCAAAUUCAAAUUUAAAUUCAAAUUCCAUGGUCAUCUCUUACAGAGAAUGCCUUAAGAAUCACGCCGCCACUGUCGGCGGCCACGCCCUCGACGGCUGCGGCGAGUUUAUGCCUUCCGCUACCUCCACACCCACCGAUCCCACUUCUUUAAAUUGCGCCGCCUGUGGUUGUCAUCGGAACUUCCACCGCCGUGAACCGGACGACCCUUGGCCUAACCGUCGUUACUACCCAUAUCGGCUCUGUGCACCGCCGUCGCCGAGGUCGAGCCCAAUCAAAUCGCAAAGCCCAUCCUCGCCGAUCCCUCUACCAAUUUCGCAUAUCCCACCGCCAGUCCAGUUCUCCGGCCCCCCCAUGUUGGUGGCAUUGACCACCGGAGCGCAUGCGGAGGAGGAAUUGAGGCGAAAACAGAGGAAGAGAAAGAGGACGAAAUUCAGCGGGGAGCAGAAGGAAAAAAUGCAAUUAUUCUCAGAGAAAUUGGGAUGGAAAAUUGGGAAAAGUGAGGAAAGAUUAGUGCAGGAAUUCUGCAAAGAAAUUGGGAUCGGAAAGCGGGUGCUGAGAGUUUGGAUGCAUAAUAACAAAUACACGGGAGGAAAAACAGGGAAAAACAGAGCUUCUCAGAGUAGUGAAAAACAUGGUGGAAAUGACUCGAAACAGAGCACAUAGCAUUUGUUAAUCAUCAUCCAUAUCCGCCAUUAAUUAUUCCUUACUUUUCUUGUUUGUGAUGUUCAGUAAUUUAAGUGAAUGAUCUGAAGAUAUAAAAUUUGUUUGUGUUUGGAUGGAGAGUAAUGAAUUAAGGAAAGUGAGGGAGAUUUGUUAGGAUAUGCAAUCUGAAAUUUUGUUAGGAUAUGCAUAAACAUGUCUGUUGUCUCUCAACAAUCUCCUGCUCUACCCUACUGUUUCUUUGUUAUUGCUACACCUUUUCCUUUUACCUUUUCCAAUUUAUAUAUAUAUAUAUCUCAUGUAGCAUGGCUGCCCAAA